AUGACCCCUAUAAGCAGCAGCGGCGGCGAUACAAACAGCGGCAGUGGCCAGCAGACAAUGCAGGAACUGCCGCCAUUGCAUCUGCUGCAGCCCCCGCACGACCCGCUACUGCUGAUGCCUUAUGGACAGCAGCAACUCGCUUCUCAGCAACCCCAGCAGCUGCUGCAGACUCACACCUCUGAGGAGCAGCCGCUCGAACAGCAAGACUUUCAGCUGCUUUUGCAACCCCUCUCAGGCUCUGCAACAGAAGAGCAAGACACUCAAGAUCACUCGCAGGUGCUGCAGUCUUCGCUUCUGGCUAGUGAGGUACCUCUGCAGCCACCACCGGCCCCCAACAGCAGCAGCAGUAGUAGUAGUAGUGGUAAGGAACUUUGUCAUCCUACCGAUUUUGUUACUCCCAGCACAGUGUCAUGCAGCGGCAACAGCUGCAGUCGCAGCGAAAGCAGCAGCAACAGCAGCAGCAGUAAAGUUCCUCUGUCGUCGCUGUUGCCUGGAGGCAGUGGAUGCAACAGCGGGUUCCUCUUGGGUGCUGGAACCACCGAUUCAGUGACCUCAACUCCUGUAGCCGCGGUAGGCUCUUCUACCAAUGCUGCUGGUGCAACUGCUGGAGCAAUAUCUGGUGAGGAAGAACACCAGAAGUCGGAGUCACCAGGGUCAGGUGCUGCCGUUCGCGCUAAUACGGCACCACCAACAGUAGCGGACACGGAAGCAUCUUGCGCUCCUUCAGCUGCAGUGGCAGCCUUCACGCGAGAUCUAGCCGCUGCAGUAGAUGCCGGCGGAGGAGCAGAUGCUGCCGUAGUAUCAGGAAGGGACGAAGCCGCACAUACAGGUAUAUCAGCAUCCACUUGUGCACAAGCAGGUGCUAUUUUAAUAUCAGCUGGUGCUGCAGCAUGCGGAACUGGUACCGCAGCUGACGAUGGCAGGACCAGCAACCGCCGCAACCAUCGCGGCCGCCGCCGGAAGGGUGGCAGCAGCAAGAACCUCAGCAAACGUGAUGGUAUCAGUCUUACAAGACGUAACUGCUUGUGCAGUAGUAGCAUUCGUUUGCUACCUGCCCGCUUGCUUCCCGUGUCUCUGCUGUAUGGAGAGCGGGCUCUCUUAGAGCCACGCAUGCAUCAGCGACAGUUGGACUAUCCGCUGCAGCAGAAGCAGGAGCUGGAUGAAGCACCAUACGUUGAUUUUGAUGCAACGAGCCGGUUUCCCUUGCAUCUUCCAGAGAUGGACGCGCCGCUGCUUGCAAAUGCGCUGGAGCAGGCUGCAGCAGAGGCUACCGCUGCCCACCGAGACAUCUUUGUCUGGUUCUCAACGCAAAGGCAAUUUCCGACGUUUCAGUUCAACAGUCGUAGAGGUGCUUUUCCUACCAGAAUGAAUGAAAUAGCAACUCCUGAAGAUGCAGUUGCUGCAGCAGCUGCAGCAGGUGGUGCCUGUGGAGACGCUAACCAAACCGUUGUCGCUGCAUCAUGCAGGAGCGCUGAUAAAGGCGAGCUGGCAGGUGACGCUGCGGAUAUACAGAACCCAGCUGAGAUAACUGCAACAGCAGACCCAUCUGCUGAUGGCGCUGCGUCCGGUGACGACCCGGAGUUUUUGGCAGCAGCAUCCACCGCUGCUGUUGAGGCGCAAAAGACAAAAGAAGUUAUAGAAGCGCUUCCUGUGCUGCGGAUUCUGGAGAGUCUACUUUAUCGUCAUACUCUGCAGCUGGAACGCCAUCGGGAGCCGCUGCUGCCGCGACAGAAACGGCAGAUGCUGCUGCUGUUGCUGCUUCACGUCAUCCGUGUGCGGCCUCAGCUGAGGCCAGCGCUGCUCGACCCCCAGGUGUCUGCUGAGAACAAAGAAAAAGUUCUCUCCCUUCUGCUAGUGGAGGUGCUGCUCGUGGCGGGGGGCCAGAUGCAGGAGCAGUGCAAGCAGAUUUUCGAAGACGCAAGGGAAGAGGGCAGCAAGUCCAUAGCAGCAGAAGCAGCAGAGGGAAGCAAAAUGGGAACGCGGGUGCUGCAACUACUGCAGCGCUUGGGAACUCGGGGUGCUGUUGUUCUGGGGGACUCCAGUGUAGCUGCAGCACGCGAGGCGCUGUUGCAGACGGUAACUCAUUUAUGGGGACAACGGCUGCCUCAACAGCAGCAACAGCAGCAGCAACAGCACCAGGCAGCGCACACGCUGCUGCAGGUGGUGACGCGCUUGGAUUCGUUGCCUCCGCAUCUGUUGAUGCCACUGCCAAAGCAGCUCCUUGCUCUUCGUGACCAGCCACCCAUGCUGCAGCAUUUGGGAGUGCAGCUGCUGUUGGCGGAGCGGCAGCCACCGGGUGGUGCUGCUGCUGCCACGAAGUCUGCUGCUGCGACAGACGCGGUGGCAGCAGCUUCUACCGGCGCUGGCAACGUGCAAGCGUCCCUGCCGUCCGCCUCGCCGCAACCACAGCAACCAGUUGCUUCGUCCGGUCCAGGCCCACGCGUUACAGACCUGAAAAGCAACGAACAACAUCAUCAACCACAGCAGAGUGGUGGCAGCAAAAACAGCACUGAUGGACAGCAGUUGAAGAAGCCAUCACGGAAAGGUGUUGGCAUGUCUGGUUGGGCCUUGUUUGCCAAGGAGAAAAGGCUUGAGCUGUUGCAAAAUGGACAGCUCACUGGGGAGACGCUGCCAGAGCAGACGAGCUGCGUUGCGAAGUUCUGGCACGCCCUUUCGAAGGACGGGAAGGAAGCAUGGGGCCGCCGUGCCGAGCAGCUCAACAGACUUGCGGCAGGGGAGCGGGGCAAGGAGGUUGAAAAAAAGCCGCAGCAGCAUCAUCAGCAGCCUGGUGAAUCCCCUGCAGUUUCAGCAACCAGUGCGCAGGCAACACCACAGCAGAGCACACUUCAAAAGAUUGCCCAAAAACAGCAACAGCGGUCAACACCUGUAGGCGCUGGUGGAGCUGAGGAGGCAUCGCAGCAACCAGCGCAGCAGACACCACAGCCGUCACAGCAGCAGCAGCAGCAACAGCAGCUGCUGGGGUCUAUCGCAAAGAAGAGCCCGCUCACAGGGACGCCCCCAAGAAAGCGGAAGAGAGGAGGACCAGGAGACAAGACAGGGGGCCACAGAGGGUACACAGCGUUCACCUUGUUUGCGCGCGAGACGCGCAUGAACUGUAAGGAGCUUGGCAUCGACUGUGGGGCCUCUCUCAGUGAACAGAACACAUUUAUUGGGGACAGGUGGCGUCAGUUGUCAGCGGAGGAGAAGAGAAGCUUUCAAUCGCGAGCCCGCGCAGCAAAUGAAGCGUGGAAGAAGCAGCAGUUGGAGCAGGGGCAGCAACAGCAACAGCAGCAGCAGACGCAGCAAAAAAACAAGCAGAACCCACGUCCACAAGUUACUCCACCGGUUGCUGUGCAGCACCAGCAACCGCAGGUACAACCACAGAAGCAGCAACAGCAGCGUUUCUGCCAGGCUCCGCGGAUUAAUAGGCUACAGACCCCGGCGCAGCAUCAGCAACAGCAGGGUGCUGUUUCCCCCCAACAGCUACAGGUAGCACCAGCGCAGCCACAGCAUCAGAGUGCGCAGGUGCAACCGCAACUGCAGCAGCAGCAAGUUUUGCAGCAGUCAUCGCAGGUGCUGUUACAGGGCUUACCACCUGGCCAGCACCAGCGGCCCCCACAGCAGCAGCAGCAGCAGCAGUGGCUGAUGCAUUCCACCAACUCUCCUACAGGAGUGCUACGGAGCUGUCUGCCACCGGAUGGCACAGCUGCUUCCAAUGCGUUGCCUGGUGUUUGUGGCCCUGUGGUCCCGGCGUUGCAGCAACACCCCCAGCAGCAGCCCCUACUGCUACCGCAGCACUUGCAAACGCACAAUAUGGUCAGCCCAGAAGUGGGGUGGCAGCAGCCUCAUGGACUGCAACCGACUCCACCACAUCGACAAGAGUCAGGUCAACUGCAACUUCUGAUGCAGCAGCCGCAGCAACACCAGACUGCCACAUCUCGUCCGUUACGCGCUUCCCACUCGCCCGCUGCUGCUGCAUUUUCUGCUGCAGCACGGCAGUUGAAUAGGGAGGUCGAGCUCAAUUCAGACAUCCCAGUCGCUUCCCCACAACAGCAGCCUUACUUGCCUUCACUGCAGCAGCAACACCAGCAGCUGCACGUAAGCAUAUCCUCUGGAGUUCCUCAGCACUGGUCUUCGACAGAUGCAGCCGCGCCAUCGCCGGCCCCCCCUUCUUUUGCUUCUGUGCAGCAGCAUGGUGCUUCCCCAGGAAGGUUAUCUAAAACUAGGCGUCCCCACGAUUCGCCUGCUAGCCGUGCUUUUGCAGCAGCAGCUGCGCGGUCAGAGGGCCACACGGUCAGUGACACCGAGAGUGAUGCUGGAAGCGCAACAGAAGGAGAGCAAAGGCGCGACCGUGAAUUGCUCGUUGGUGCAGCGUCUAAUAAUGAGGCCUGCAGGAGUGGCCGCAACAGCAGCGGCAGCGUCAUGGGCGGUGAACCCUCUAUGACUGAAAUUGCUGCUGCUGCCAUCACUGCGGCAGACGAGGCGGAAGCUGCAGCGGCUGCAGCUGCUAGGCAGAUUUUUAGUGCAGCUUCGGAAGAUGAUGACGUAUGGGAGCUCCAGAAGCGGCAGCAUGAGCAGACAAUGCAGCAGCAGCAGGAAGUAAUUGCCCAGAUACGGCAGCAGCAGGUGCGCUUGCAUUUGGAAGCUGAGAAGGGCACAAAAGAUAGCAACAGCGGAAGCAAAGGCACUGAGCAGGCUCGGCUUCGUCGUCCUCGAGCCUUAACUGCAGCAAAGCAAACAGCAGCUCGCAGAUCCCGAGUACAGCGUGAUUGUGAAGGUAGCAGCAGCAGAGAGACAAGCAUCAGCGGCAAUAACAGCGGCAGCAGCAGCAGCACUGAAAGAAGUCGAAGCAGCGAGGGCAGCAGUCACAGCGGUGAAAGCAGCGACGAGGAAUUUUCCCCCACUCGAGGGCUACACAGCACUUGUAAGCGCCUGCGUAAAGGAGCUCCCGCUACAGUUGAGAAGCAUCGUGGAAGGGGCGUCGCUACAUUGAAAGGCCGGAACAAUACAGCGACGCAGCGGAAACCUCGCACAGUUAGACGUAACCGCGACCACCGGAGCUCAACCCCGUCUACUGUUGCGACGAAUGUUUCAGAGGCAGACUCCGCAGUUCAGGAGGCAGGCGCUGGGAAGAAGCCAGUCACGCUUUGGGACCUUGUGAAGCGGAAUCUUCGCAGGAAGACUGCAGCAGGUGCAGCGGCUAGACGGAGCGCAGGCACUGGGAUAGCAACAGGCACAGUGGAAUCCCCGGUUGAUCAUACGGAGGAUCCGUUCGCGUUGCUUUUAACCCCUAGCCCGCAGCAGCACCAGCUGAAACAGCAGAAACAAGUCGCGGGUUUGGUGUCGACUACAAAUGGAGAUGGGUCGGAUCUUCAGGGUCUCUUCGAGGCUCCUGCUGGCGACAGCGGUGUAGAUUCAUUGCGCCUGGACUCCGACGGUAACUUGGUGGUUGCAGAUGGGCCCAAAGAGGUAUUCUGCUGCAGAUGUCUGGGCAUGUCGGGUCUGCUGGGAGGAGGCUGCAUGUGCACGAGCGGGCAGCAGAGACGUGUUCUUGAAGAAGACUUGACUUCUAGAGGAGCGUUUGUGCUACAGCCAUACGAAGGAGCAUACAAGAAAACAAAGGGAAAGCGCUGGACCGAGGAGGAAACCCGCAAGUUCUAUGAGUGUCUGUCCUCAUGCGGGACGGACUUGCUCCUGAUAAGAACGAUGAUGCCAGGCGUGACAGAUGGCCAACUAAAGCGCAAGCUCAAAAGGGAAGAAAAGAAGAAUGCAGCGCUUGUGGAGGCCGCACUGUCGAGAAAGCGUUCACUUUCACUCCAGGCUUACGAACAGCUCCAUGGGACUAUACGCCGGGAGCUGCACUGUCAGCCAUUGAACGACUCUGAUGAGGAGCCCCCACCAAGGGCUUUGAGCGCACUGGCCCUUCCGGCCCGGGCUGCAGUAACUGCCCCGGCAUCGAACGGCAGCAGUGGUUUGCUGACGCUUUUCGGAGACGACUCAGCCAUGGAUGCCAUCAUGGCUCCAGGGAACUCAGGGGAGCCCGCAGACUUGACUGAAGGGCUUGCAGGAGGGACAGUAAGGGAUACUUCCGAUGCUCUGGACACUUCUCUUAUGGCCCUGUUGGGGGGGCCUUUCUAA
Eimeria tenella is the source of this 6138-nucleotide messenger RNA. RefSeq names its product myb-like DNA-binding / high mobility group box domain-containing protein, putative. Bases 1 to 6138 code for a protein of 2045 amino acids. NCBI's taxonomy places the organism in Eukaryota, Apicomplexa, Conoidasida, Eucoccidiorida, Eimeriidae. Gene Ontology annotation, molecular function: TFIIIC-class transcription factor complex binding. The record is from RefSeq and is a predicted model, not a curated record. Gene Ontology annotation, biological process: RNA polymerase III preinitiation complex assembly. Gene Ontology annotation, cellular component: transcription factor TFIIIB complex. The transcript is spliced from 17 exons.